Molecule: messenger RNA, 327 nt
Organism: Arabis nemorensis
Lineage: Eukaryota; Viridiplantae; Streptophyta; Magnoliopsida; Brassicales; Brassicaceae
Source: the annotation of a GenBank genome assembly
AUGGAGAUCGAAUCUGUGAAAUGUGAGUGUUGUGGUCUAAUGGAAGAUUGCACACAAGAUUACAUUAGUGAGGUUAAAUCUAAUUUCGACAACAAAUGGCUAUGUGGUCUCUGCUCCGAAGCUGUGAGAGACGAAGUGAGUCGCCGGAAGUUGACAACCGUUGAAGAAGCCGUUAAGGCCCACGUGUCGUUUUGUGGGAAGUUUAAAGAUAACCCGGCGGUUUAUGUCGCCGACGGUAUGAGGCAGAUGUUACGGAGGAGAUCCGCCGAUUUGACUUCCUCUGCCUCCAAGAAGUUGAGCAGAUCUAACAACACCAACCUCUACUAA